AUGGGCGCCAAGCUCGAGGAGGACCAGCGCGCCGCGCUGCGCCAGGCGUUUGACGCGGAGACCGGCACGCUGCGGCCCAGCGUGAACAUCGUGGUCGACAUGCGGCUGCUGCUGUACCACGUGCACCUCGACGCGCCGCCGCUGGUCGCCGAGGGCGAGGACCCCCCCCCGACGGAAGAGCUCCGCCUGGCGCGCCUCAUGGUGUAUCCCCUAGCGUUCUUUUACCCCGUGGAGCCGUGGCCGAAGUGCACGAUGCGCGCGGUGCCGCGCGGGGACAACCGCAUGCGCCUGCUCAGCGCGGUGCUCGCGCCGGCGCUCGCGGAGAACUCCCGGGCGCGGCACCAGCGCUCGGUGUGGACGCGCGACCCCAAGGCCAUCGAGGAGGAGGGGCUGUUCGAGGCGGACUUCAGGGACCCGCACGAGGGCAUACAAGACGGGCACGUGGCGGCGCACAUCGCGCAGAUCAAGGCGGCCCUGGCGCUGAUUCUGAAGUCGACAUUCGAGACGCUGUACCCGAAGGAGAAGUCUCUCGAGGGCGGGGGCCUCAAGCGCAGCGACAGCGACGCGAACGCCCUGGGCAAGCUCAAGGGCAAGCUCAAGGCCGGGGAGCUGUUCGAGCACUCGCAGCGGCCGCUGACGACCGUGCUGUACCGCGCGCUGCCGUGCGAGGACGACAAGUUCGCGUUCAUGGCCACCGUGACCAGCGACGCCGAGCCAGGGUCUGCAGAGUUCUACCUCGACAUGCUCAAGGCCGUCGAGGAGGCCGGAAAGAAGGUCCCGGCGAACCGGAAGCCCCCCGGGUGGACGCGCGGCGGCGGCGGCGGGUUUUUGGGCAAGCUGAAGAGGGGCGGCGCGUCGCCUGAGGGCGCGGAGGGGGCGCAGGCGCCGUUCCGUGCCAUGCUGCAGUUUGACGCAGACUCGUCCGGGUGGGGGGAGACGCCGGACCUGCCCGACGACGCGAAGCUGCCAGGGCGCGGAAGCCACGUGCGGGUCCUGACGGUGCGGCUCGACGACGCGGAGGCCACCCUGGAGGGAGAGCAGCAGCGCGCCACCAAGGAGUUCGCUGCGCAGAACGUCAACGACGACGGCGUGCGCGUGAAGCCCGGCGCGGCGUGGAGCAGGGAGAUGAUAGGCGACGACGACCUCGAGGUGGUGGUGCGCCGGCGCGUCGACGACCCGAGCACGUACGACCUGUGCGCGGUGCCGCUGGACGACGCGGAGGCCCUGAUGGGGGCGGUGCACUGCGCGCAAAUCAUGUACAAGGACGUGCAGGCGAUGGAGAAGGAGGAGGGCGCGUCGGAGACGACUGACACGCUCGAGGACGACCUGUGCGUGCUGGCGUACGGCUACCGCGCCCUCGCGCGCCUGUGGCUGCAGUACCGUCUGACGCGCUGCGGGUUCUCGGCAGUUGAGGCAACGGUGGACCAGCGGCUGCCGCACGACCGCCUGCGCGAGCUGACGGAGGUGUUCGACAUUACCUCGGACGACAGCUCGUACAUGCGGGAGCUGCGGCUGAAGAACCCACAGAAGUAUGCGCGCGUACAGCAGAAGCGCACCAACAAGAUCAUGCCCGAGAUCCGGGCGGGCGAGAACGGCGGCGCGGGGGAGGGCAACGGGGUGAGCGAGAAGGAGCGGGCGAGGGAGGAGAGGCGGCAGCAGAAGGAGCAGCAGAAGGAGAAGAAGUUGCAAGAGAAGGAAGAGCAGAGGGAGAAGGCGAGGGGGGAGAAGGAGCGGCGGGAGGAGGAGAAGAAGGAGCUUGAGGGGAUGUCGAAGGAGGAGAGGAAGGAGUUCAUGCGGAAGAGGAAGGAGGACCUGAAGGACGGGCGGCGGGCGAGGAAGCUGGAUUCCAAGGCGGACGCUGCGCUGGCGACGGCGCGGGCCGAGGUCGUCCCGGACAAGACGCCCGAGGAGUGGGUGCUGGAGCAGGAGGUGCUCGAGGCCGCGGGCAUCCCGCUCGCGCACCUGGAGCAGCGCGCGCUGCUCAUCACGAUGCCGGGCUACCUGUUGCAGAAGAAGGCGGUCGAGGAGGGGUUCCUCGUCAGGACGCUCCCGGGGCCGGACGGGACGUUCUCGGGCGGCUUCGUCGGCGCGCAGUUCAUGCGGGGCGCCCCGCUGACCGCGAUGCAGCUCGAGGACGACCCCGACGCCGUCGCGCCGGCAUACGCGCCCGCGGCGCCGUCGACGGACCCCCUGUCGCUGUUUGGCCCCGCGGAGGCGAUGGUGCUGAUGGAGUCGCGGCUCGCGGACGCGACCUCGACGACGCCUGCGCCGCACGGUGGCGUGGACUACUUCCGCGGCGGCGCGGACGUGUUCGUGCGGGAGCUGGUGUCGCAGGGGUUCGUGGAGUCGGUUGUGCGGUGCCAGCAGACGCAGGGGCGGGAGCAGCUCAAGGUCACGUGGGCGAGCCCGUGGAAGUUCAAGGGGUGGUGGCACUACGUGCGCAAGGCGGGCAAGUGGCUCUGGCAGCCCGAGGACCUCGUCGCGCAGUUCUACGGCACUGAGCGCGGCCUCUACCACGCUUUUCUCGCAUACUUCACCGCCUGGCUCAUCCCGGUCGCUAUCAUCGGCGUCCCCAUCAACUUCCUAGUGUCGCGCGGCGUGGACACCGUGGACGGCACGUACAUGUGGGCGUACGUCGUGUACGCAGCCUGCGUGGCGCUGUGGACCGGCUUCGUCGUCCUGGCCUGGGCACGACAAGCCCGCGUGCUGGCGUACCGGUGGGAGGCCGGCCUCUACAACAGCAUGAGCGACAACAUGACUCUGGACGAGGAGGUGCGGCCUGAGUUCGUGGCCGGCCUGGACGCGAAGCUCAAGGAAGGCGGUGAGGACGAGGCCAAGGUGCUGGGCUUCAUCAAACGUGGCCUGCGAGUCGAGCGCGCGGGCAAGCGCGAGCGGCGCCGCGGCGGCCGGGAGCCCGGUCCGCAAGUCGACGGCCAUGUUGGCGGCGCCCCGCCGUCUGCUGCCAAGCCGGGGAAGAAGGCGAGCUUCGUGGGGGCGUCUGCGGAGGCGUCGACCGCGUUGGUGGACAUGUCGGACGAAGUGCUCGCGCGGCGGAUCAAGGCGGACCUGCGCGCGUUCAACGAGGCGUACUUCCUGCCCCCGAAGCUGCGGCGGCGGCGGCAGAUCGUCAGCAUGAUCAUCCUGGCGGUCUUCAUUCUGAUGAGCACUGCCGCGACGUCGGUAUGCCUCUACAUCCAGUUCGCCCUGCGCGAGGGUGACCUGUUCGGGUUCACGGUGCACGACGGCUCGGAUUCGGAGAAGGAACAGUGGACGCUGUACAGCUACGCGGUGGCGGGUCUGCUGAACGGCCUCUUGAUUCCGCUGUUCCAGUUCGCGUACACGACCGUCGGGCUGCGGCUGGUGCAGUGGGAGAUGUACCGCACGGACACGGAGCACAACAACGCGUACGCCGCACGCAUGGCGCUGUUCUUCUUCUUCAACGCCAACAACUCGCUGUUCUACAUCGCCUUCUGGCUGCGCGACUGGAUCCACCUCCGCGCCCAGCUCGCCUCGCUGCUCAUCACCGGCCAGGUCGUCGGGCAGUUCCGCGAGGUGCUCAUCCCCUGGGCCAUGUCCGUCUUCGUCCCGAAGGCGCUCGGGAAGGUCAAGGGCCGGCAGAGCGGCAAGGCGCUCCGCGUGCGCCUCACGCGCGGCGGCCGGCUCCGCGUCGUGCAGGGCGCGGACGCCGCGCCGCUGCGCCUCAAGGACGAGAUGUGGGGGCUCCGCGGCGAGGGCAAGCCGGUGACGGACGUCGGGAACGACGCGGAGGCUGCCGGCACAGCGGGGGCGGGCCGCGACGACGCGGCGGCCGAGGAGGCGCGGCGUGCGCGCGAGGAGCGGGAGCGGGACCUGCUGCUGCGGUUCCCCAGGAUCUGCAGCCGGCUGGGCGUGGACAAGCUGCACAGCGAGGGCCCGGAGGGGCUGCAGCGCAAGGUGGGCGCGCACGCGACCGCGGGGGUGGACGCCGGCGGCGCGGGCGCGAGCGGCGAGGUGGUGCUGCCGCUGGGGCACAAGGGCGGGCUGUACGGCGGGACGCUGCGGUUCCACGGUCGGCUGAACGAGGAGGACCUGCACGGGGAGUACCUGGAGCUGAUGGUGCAGUACGGGUGGAUAUCGAUGUUCGUGUCGGUGUUCCCGCUGGCGCCCAUCCUGGCGGUGGCCAACAACAUCGCGGAGAUCCGCAUCGACGCGUGGAAGCUGGUCAACCUGUACCGCGCGCCGCCGCCGCGCAUGACGACGUCGAUCGGCAUCUGGCAGGUCGUGUUCCAGACGGUCGCGGUGAUCUCGAUCACCACCAACAUGUCGAUCGUGGCCUUCACCAAGUUCGAGCUCGCGUCGGACAUCGACGAGCUCACGGCGGGCAGCGAGGUCACGGGCCUCGAGGUUCUCUUCCCAGACACCAGCUCCUAUAUGCGCCUCCUGUACGCCAUCCUGAUUGAGCACGUGGUGCUGGCGAUCGCGCUGCUGGUGCAAGCGACGCUCAACCACCCGCCCGCGGUGAUCAAGGAGGACAUGUACAGGCAGCGCUUCUUCAACGUGCGGCAGGACGCCGAGAGCCGCAGGGAGCUCGCAGAGGCGGCUCUCAAGCCCAAGCAGACCACGGUCGCGCGCGCAAUCGCGUCUGCGCGGCCCGGCGCGGUGAGCGGCGACGGGCUGCGCAAGCGCAACGUGGGGAACCAGCAGGGCUCGUCGUCGCAGGCCCCCCGGUUCCCGUCCGCGAUUCCGGAGGGGGCUAGCGGCGCGUCGGGCGAGCAGCCGAAGUUCGUGGGCUCUAACCCGCCGAAGACGAGCUCGAAGCCCCCCGAGAAAACGCCGCCGCCCGCGACCCCGCAAGAGACACGCCCCGCGUCCAAGCCCGAGCCCGCUAAGCAAGAGCCAAAGGCAGAGCCGAAGCCAGAGCCGAAGCCUGAGCCGAAGCCAGAGCCGAAGCCCGAGCCGAAGCCCGAGCCGAAGCAGGAGCCCGCUAAGCAUCCAGAACAAAAGCCUGAGCCAAAGCCGGAGCAGCAGUCCGAGCAGCAGCCAGAGACCGCUGCGCCACCCCUGCCGGCGAGGGCGCUCCCGCCUGUUGGGACGCCGUCCCAGUCGAUGCGGGGCUCUGGUGAAGGUGUCCGGUCCCCGAAUGCUUCGGGGAACCCCCGAUCGCCGCCCGCGAACCAGGUGUCCGUGAGGAUGCUGCAGCCACUCGAGCGGAAGUAG
Pedinophyceae sp. YPF-701 is the source of this 5196-nucleotide messenger RNA. The record is from the annotation of a GenBank genome assembly. NCBI's taxonomy places the organism in Eukaryota, Viridiplantae, Chlorophyta, Pedinophyceae.